Messenger RNA from Porites lobata, 9407 nucleotides. Lineage: Eukaryota; Metazoa; Cnidaria; Anthozoa; Scleractinia; Poritidae. The record is from the annotation of a GenBank genome assembly.
AUGAAUGCUCCGAAGUGCGAGCCGCAUAAUCCUAAGGCGAACGAAUUUCCUCCUUGCCGAUCACUCUGUGAAAGAGCAAGAAAAGGAUGUGCCCAUCUAAUGCGUCAGUAUGGCUUCUCGUGGCCUGAGAGAUUCAGAUGCGAGAACUUUCCCCAAAAUUCGGGGCAAAACAAGACCUGUUUCUAUCCUAAUGGAACAGAAACGACCCAAGCGUCCACAACGCUGGCAGUGUCUCCAUCUGAUGAAAUCUAUAACAAAUGCGAAAUGAUCACGAUUUCUAUGUGUAAAAACACUGGAUAUAAUCUAACCUAUAUGCCAAACAUGUUCAGCCAUCACAAUCAAGCAGAAGCGGCUCUUGAAAUUCAUAAAUUCUGGUUGUUAGUUAAAGUGAAUUGCUCUCCAGACCUAAGAAAUUUUUUAUGCCACAUUUAUGUGCCCAAGUGCGAACCGCAUAUAAAGAACGAAUUACUUCCGUGUCGACGAUUAUGUAAAAAAGUAAGGAAAGACUGUGCCUCGUUCAUGCAUCAGCAUAGUCUUGAUUGGCCCAAGCAGAUGAACUGCGAGAACUUUCCAGAAUUCGGGGAUGACAAGACAUGUUUGGAUCUAAAAGCAAUGGGAAAAAAAAAGCAUAGAUCGUUUAUCGACUGGAGCUAUCGCUGGUAUUGUUAUUGCUGUAGUUGCUGUUAUCGCCAUGGUAGUUGUUACCGUCGUAAUAUUUCGUGCCAAGAAAAAAAGAAAACCAAACGCGUACCAGCAUGUUCUGCUCCCAAUGCCUACUUCUUUGCCCUACUCUGUGGUAUACAACCAGCAUCCGCUGUGAGAUGAGGCCCCUUUCUGUCCAGAAGCUACAAUGUAGCAUCUUUGUGCAGGCAACAAGCAUGUCACUGUGGCCGUGUUUUAACUUAAAAGUUGAAAUGGCGUGUCAUGAUCACUGGUGCUUGAAUACUGAGGCAGAAAACCCAGCCGGACUGUGUAAAUGUAAGAACGGACAAAAUUUGCGAAAGCUGAGAGAACAAUUAAGGCCAUAUUUGACAGUUUUUGUAAGGUCGAUGAAAAGUUUUUAAUUUUCAAUAGUAGUGUAAAGAGUUAAUUGAAUUUUAAUAUUGUUGUUGAUUUAUUCAUUUUGCAUUUGCUUUGCAAUCAAGAAGAAAACAGCCGAUUUCUAUUUAUAACUUCCUUGCUAACAACACUUUGUUCGUUCAACCCGAGAUUUUCUACACUGUUUAAAAAAGGAAAAAUAAUAAUGCAAAAAAGGAAACAGAAAAACAGAAGGCUUGUAUCAUUCUAUUAAUCAAAAAAUCCACAACGAUAACCUGACAGAAGGAAGAAUUAUUGUCGACGAAUAAUUAAACAUAAAAAUAAAUAUUUUGCCGUCUCGCCGCUGUGCUCACUCAGCCAGUUACAGAAAAAGAUACCGCCAAGCGAAUAUCAGUGAAUUGACCCCUCCAGUGAGUAAGCCCCCUAGAAGUUCGCUCCCACUUUUUGGAGUUCGUCUGAUAGUGAGUGCGCUUCGUAGUGAAUUAGCCCCCUACUUUCCUAGUAGUAAAAUAGUGUUUUAUAUUCGUGGAUAAGAACUUACCCUUAUAGAACUGUCGUUGAGAUCUAUCAUAUUUUACGUACGAAAACAAAUAAAAUCAUGAAGUGGUGGUUUAACUUUAAUCGUAAAAUCUAACCCUCGAAUAUCUAGUACCUGAAAUGAAACGGUUUUUCAUUUUAGAGAAGGCUGUUUCCAAUGAAAAAAGGGUAAGUUGCACUAGUACAGUUCUGGUAUUGCACGUGCGGUGCUGCCAUGCCAAAAUGAAAGUUCAAUACAAGAAACUGCACAAGUUUUUAUAUCAAGCUAAAGAAAAAGCCGUGUGUAAACUGACCUAAAAGUUCUCAAUAGAAACAACAACAUUCAUAUGUUCAGACAUGGAAAAUACAUACUAAGCAGAAAAUAUUUAAUAUCAGAGGACAUCGCAGCUGCCGGCCGUAUUCACACCAGAGACGGAUUAUCCGUCUGAGAUUGGUUAUGCGUUGGAUAAUUAGCGUCAGACAGAUGAUACGUCUCAAUAUGAAAAUGGAACGGUCUUGCUUUUAGAUGGACAAUCCGCCUGACUUUAUAUACAUGUUUUCCCGUCAAUUUUGAGGAAUUUUGAAGAUGGAUUAUCCGUAUCAGACGGAUAAUCUGUCUCUAGUGUGAAAACCGCCAUUAUAUCCCGUUUUAUAUCCUGUUCACCCUCAUCAGUUCUGACCAUGUUCUGCAUUCCCUUGUCAGGCUAGUUUGCAUUAAAACUUCAUCCGCUAUCUCAGCUGCCUGACUGGUAAAUUAUUUCGUCCCGGAAUCGCGUUUUUGUGCAGAUCAGUCCCAUUUACCGAAAAUCGGCCGCAAAGCCCUAAACUGGUAAAAAAGAUGGCUUUGAAGAAAUGGAACACGAAUUACCGUGUGGAAUAGUCCGUCCGGAAUUAAAAACAAGAUUACCUUCUCAGAUCUUCCGUUAGUUGCUCUGGGAAUUUUUCCGCUGGAACGACCCAAAAAGUCGUUUUCCAUUUAUUUUACAAUCAGAUUUUCCAGAAAAACAUGUUGCAAAUGGUAAACAACUCACAUAUUUACAGGAGUCACGAACUUCUGGUAACGAGUUUUUUUUAGUAAAUCUUGUAGCUGUUUUCUCAUUUCAGACCACGUGAGUACCCAAAGAACCGUUGUGGUUGUUGUUGUUGUUUUUUCAUGAAAUGUCGUCCCGUGCAUAUGUUUACAUAAUUUAUGAAAAGACAAAAGGAAUUCCCCUGGAGAACAUCACGUGGUCUGAAUUGAGAAAACAAAACAUACAAGCUAAAAAGGUCUAUUAUCUAACAAACAACAUACAAAAGAGUUUCCUUAUCACUAAAACGAUAGCAAGUGAACCAAUUAAAGAAUAAAGGUUUCGUGCGAAAGCUUCUAAGCGAGUUCUAGCCAUACCGAGUUGUGAACUAUAACCAUCGUUGAAACGUUUGAUGCUUUCAAAACAAUAAACUAAAUAAACACAAAAUGACUUUAGGAAGAGCUAUUGUCAAGGCCAAACGUCGAACUUUUCAUCAGACGAACCAAACUGGAAGGGCUGAGUUCAUCACGAAAUGUUCAGGAUGUCUGAUAAGUACGAUGAUUCAUUAGUUCGACGUCAAAGCCGACCAAAGCCGUUGCGUUCGAACUCACGAAAACAACUCAGGAGGUGCUGUUAGCCGAUUGGGCACAAUAAUACAAAGCAUUUUUUGUGCCCAAUCAGGAGCCAGCAUUCGCUUGACCGUUUGGAAAUGGUCCGGUGAGAGUCGGUACCCAGGGGCUUUUCCGCCCGUGCUUGAAAACUUUUUCUCCCCUUUUCUCCUUGUCUGACUGACUGCCCCUGGGUCUCCGAGGAUGGACUAUACCCUCAUUAAAUAUGAACAAUUGAUGCGCCAAGAAUGGACAAUGAAAGCGGCAGGAAAUAGAACGUGCAUAAUUAUGUUACGUUUCAGUGAUUUUAGCGGAGCUCCACGCGCGCGCGAAGCGCGCGCGUGGGCGGAGCCCCAUUGCUAAGUAAAUCUACCCAUCCCAGAAAAUUUGGUAAUCACGUGACCGUACACCGACCGCCCGCCGUCCGUCCGCACCACAGGAAAACCAAUGUUUACUCUCACACUUUUAGCUAGUUUGGGAGCCCAAGAGAAAACUAAUUGCACAGGCUGCACAUCAAUGUUGUGAUCAAUUGACAGCUAUCAAAACAGGGCAUCCGCUGACAAGCAUCACCUGGCCGUACCGCGGGCUUAAGUGUCGACCCAUCGAGGUCGAGUAUUUUUUAAAGUUAUCCGCUGACAAAUUACCAGUUUCAAAUGAUCGCAGGCUCAAGUUUAUUUUUUCCAAGGAUUCAUAUCAAAUAUGUUGUGUUUAUGUCACUAUGGCCCCGCACUAUUAGGAUUUUGAUUUCAAACUGACCUCGGAAGCGAAAAUUCAUCCAGUUUUUUUAAAAGUACAGGGGGGAAGACCUUAUCUUACCAUGGUCACGCGUUGGUCACGCUCUACGUCCAAUUUUUAUGCUCUGAUUGGUCAAAAUUUGACAGGUGAGUUUAUGCGGAAAAAUUAUGCAGCAUCUUGAAAGUAGUUUACUUUGACAGCUGAAGCUGACAGAGUUUUGUGUCAACUUGUGAUGUUUUUAACUGUCUUUUUCCUCUGGAGGUAAAAAUGAAAUACAGCUGCUAUCAAGAGUCUUCUGUUAUUCAUGGCUGGUUUGUUUACCGGGUUUUGGUUGAGAAAUGCGUCGCUUGUCAAAAUUCGGUAAUUCGAUUUCGGAUGGCAUCGUUUUCGUUUUUCACCUUGCUUAAUGCGUAAGAGGGUUUAAAAGUCUCAAGCAACUGUGGUUCCCUUGAUAGCUUUCAGGAACUGAAUCUCGAAUAGUAAGCCUAAGUAAUUAUUGUAUUUGAUGUUUGUGUUUCAUGAAGUCUUGCACUGUUCACGCUGACAGUUUAUGCGUUAAGUUUAUGAACGUUUGCAGGAUUUGAGUCAAUGAUCUGACCUAGUACCAGGUUUCAUAUAAGCUUACAGAACUUUAAAAAGCCUUCAGAUAUCUUUGCUCACCACAAAUAGAAAGAAAACGUUCCGAAGGAUAUUUAGUUAUAAAUUUGGCUGUAGAAAGAAAACUUUAAGCGAUUUUCUUGCUUCGAGGAGUUCACCUUCGAAAACAGUAAACACCGCGCUGGGAAACCGGCUAAAACAUAAACUUAAGCUUUACGCUGAAAGACUCAGGAUUUUUAGAGACACUUUAAAGGGAACCUCCACUCUUACUACAGAAUAAGUUUAAAUCGAAUAAAAUUAUGUUGAUAAACAAAUUUGUUCGAAAUUUGUCUGAAAAAAAGUGUUUAUAUCAGGAAAAGUGAAUUUUAAAAUCGCUUAUUUUCACUUUCAAAUUUCGCGGGCGCCGCCAUCUUGACUAAUUGUGACGUGUAAUGGUUGCUCUGUUGUUCUGACACAAAGAGCUUUUGUUUAAUAACAAUAGGGCAACCAUUACACGUCACAAUUAUUCAAGAUGGUGACGCCCGCAAAAUUUGAAAACAAAAAUAGGCGAAUCUAAAAGUUAUUUCUUUCGGAUACAAACGCUUUCUUUAAAAAUAUUUUAGAUUGACUUGACUGUAACAUUUAUUUCCUGUGAUUUAAAGUUAUCUUUUUGUUGAAGUGGAGGUUCCCUUUAAUACUUGUCUUCAUGAAUGAAAAUUCUUGUCUCUGUAAAUGUUUCACGGAAUUAUAUCUCUCUUUUUGAUUGUUAGUAGUCUCUCUUGCAAUUUUAAUCGCUUGUCCGUGCCGUUUGUUUUCAUCGUUCAUGACCAUCGCUUGCAGGAGUACUCAAAAAUGUCGCGCGUAUCAAACGCUUUAUAAGAUUACACAUCGUUAUAACGGAAACCAUUAAAUAACAAAACAAAUAAUAAUAAAUUCGCUAUUAUGUUGAAGCGUAACUCUGUUAAAGUUCAUUCAAACACUCGACCACACUGACAGCUCGCACUAUAGAAACGAGAACCAGCUGGCUGUAUGGGUGAUUUUGGAAAUUUUCUGAAAUUUUUGAACGGUUUGGCUCGUCCUGAAUAUUGACUGAGUGCAAUUUGUCUUGAAAAAUUGUGAAAUACCGCAUUCUGUCCGAGCUCUGUAUGAUAAAUAGUACUGUUUCACCUCAAAUAUGGUGUAUAAAAAUUAUAAAAGGUUGGUUUAAACACCCCCAGAUUUGUUGGCAAGAAUUUGUAAAGUAAACUCGUCGAACGCAAAAAAAUUUGGCGUGAUUUGUUUUCCAAGAAUUUGUUUUCGAGGCCUAAUCUACUGUGAUCUUGAAUGCGAUCGAAGAUGUUUGCUAUUUUUUGGGUGUACAUAUAAGGUUAUCAAUUCGAUGUAAGAUGUUUCACUCUAAAAUAACUUAGCCUUUCCCUCAAAAGUCACAUGAAUGUGCCCUUAAGUUGAAUGAUUUGUGGAUUAAAAGUUUGUUGUUUGAUUUAAAUUAUAAAUUUAUUACAAUUGGAGCUUCGCUUUUAGCCCUGGCUAAAUCUAUAUAUUAAGUCACAGAUGGCUUCAUACCCAAAUAGAACAUGACUCAUAUUAAUAAAGAAUGGCAUCAUACCCAAGAAAUGAUACUUAACAAUUAUUCCUCGAGACCGAAUGGGCUCUGAGUCAAUAGCCCAUUCGGCCUUCGGCCUCAUGGGCUAUUGACUCAGAGGCCAUGAGGGCUCGAGGAAUAAUUGUUUUAGUAAAAUCCAACUAGUUGGUAAAAAAUAUCGAGAAUAAAGAAAAUCUAGCUACUUAAAGCUAGACUUUCAUCCUUUUUUGCCGCCAAAAAGAGCGCGCUUUUCGCUAGUAGUAUAUAGCCUGGUAGUAGCUCAACCAAUCUGAACGCAACAUUGAUAAUAGACCACUAGUUGGAUUUUACUAAAACCCAUUAUUAUGACAUAAUCCAUCCAAAAAUAAUUAAAAACCUGACAAACUGGUUAAACCACCUAAAAGAGCACAUGACCUUCUCGUAAUGAUAUUCCUGUGCAUUUUAUACAUGAGUAAAGACAAAACACUAUGACAUCAUCAGCAAUAAUAUAUUCCUCCUCAAAUUUAUGAGAUUCCACCUCAAAAAAAGGAGUAACCAAUCUCUAUACCACUACUCAUUGGGUAGUAUCCAUAACUAUGGCCUUCUUAUCCAGCUCGAUAAAAAAAAUGAAUAAAAAAAAAUGAAUAAAUAGAAAUAAAUAAAAACAAAACACUGAAGCACUUCACAUGCAGCGCGGGCAGCACUAGGUAUUAGUCGAGUUACUGAUCUACUAAAUUGAGGAGGGGCAUCGUCGCGAUUCGAAAACCAAGAAGUUUCUUUUGCUUAACCCUUGCUUCCUUUUUGGAUCGUUUUUCGCCCAGUUAGCUUGGGAAUUUUCAACACUUACGGUACAUUGUUCUGAUAAUUGGACGUUAUUUACCAUCCUUUUUUGUUUUUCGCGCAUGCCCACAAGCCAAACUUUAUUUGUGUAGUCAGUUUAAUUUGUUCCCCACUUUUGCGUCUCUAUUUAGCACGGACUUUUAGCUGGCUUUCUUUCCAAGAAAGGGACAAAUUUAAUGUGCAGAGCAAUCGAUGAAUAGCAAAAUUGGCAAUGGAUUUUCCCCUAGUGUUGCUUUUUUUUUGUCUGUAACUCUGUCUGGUUUGGUCCAAAGCUAAGCGAGAUACCAGCGGAAAGAUCUAUCCUCGCUGAUUCUGCCACUUACUAUCUUAGUAGUUUAAACUGAAAGCUAAAUGGGUCAGGAAAGAUGAUAUGCAUGGGUCCAGUACAUGUCCAGGGGGUACUUCCUUAUAAGAGGCUAAUGGGGAUGUGCUGCUGGAUGGGGUCGCAUUUCACGACUGGACUGACUAUAAUGGGGUUGCACAUUUUCGGAUUUUUUUGGGUAAGAUAGUUCUUCAUGUUUAUGGUUAACAAACGUACCAGAAUGUUUCUGCUGCAGAUGAAAAGUUAUAAGAGUUCUCCAUUCAAUCUAAAAAAUAAGUCAAUUCAUAAAAAUAGAAAGUGACUAAGAUGGGGUCUAUAAUUGACCACAGAAUAUAAUAUAAUGGGGUAGGGGCUCUGAGAGGCCAGCGGCACCUACCCAGCAAACAUUAACCCAAGUACCCCUCCCCGGGAGUACAUGGGCCCACAAAAGCCGUCAAAGAGUUAAAAGCAGGGUUAAUCUAAUUGUCCUAUUUGAAAAACCAUUCAUAAAUGAGUGGAAAUUCAGAAUUUUUUUGUCUUAACAACAUAAUUAUAUAAAUCGUUUUUCAGUCACAGUAAGAUUGACCCUUGAGGUACUCCUGAAUGCAAAGAAAAGUGUACUAGAUUCAACGCCGUUAACUACCUUUCGCUUCUUUUUAUUUACGUUGGACCUAAACCACUGAUUUUCGAUGUCUCCUAUGCCUUAUAGUUCACAUUUUGAUAGAAAAAUAGAAUGACUGACCGUCUGAAAUUUUUACCGUGCAUCCUCUAUUUAGCCCCCGCUCAAAUACGUCACAAGUUAAAUAAACCCCCCUUUUCAGGAAAAGAAAGCCAUUAAGCCCCCAUCCUCUCUUUUCACUCCUCAACCACCUCCUCUCCACCCCCCCCCCCUUAUUCCUAAUUGAUAGACUAUAUUAAUCAAAGACGAUUGUAACACUUUAUGUGGAUUGACCCAGUAUAGUUAUUCUCGUGCUGGAAGUUUGGAUUUUCUAACGGUUGCAUGACCUCCGGAUGCUCCAGCGUUCUUGUUGUUUAUCGAGAAAUGAUACCGUCAUUUUCGUUAAAAUAAAUAAGCCCCCUUGUCAAAUAAGUCUUCUCCGCAUUCUCAGGAAGGGAUUGCCAGUACGAAAACUUAGAGCGGAACAAAAACCCUCGAAACUUAAGAAAACGAAAUUUUGACUUUCGCUUACCAAUACCACAUGACGUUACACUUUGGGGUUGAACAAUACUUUAAUGUCUCGAAUUUGAUAGCAAAACACUGUCUUGCGCGCUUAUUGAUGUUUCCAUGCAUCUGUCAAUAUCAAUAAUAGAUUUGAAAAGAGCAAUCUGAGAGCGCAGUAUCAGUAAUGGCAGAGCAAGUAAUGGCAGGGUCAUGUCGCGUUGUGUUGACACUUUGGCUGUCUUUAACCGCGCUCUUCUCCGUCCAUGGCAAAAUGAAAACAUGCCAAAAGAUAAAAAUUCCCAUGUGCAAAAACAUUGGCUACAAUUUAACUUACACACCAAACAUGUUUAACCACGACAAGCAGGAGGAAGCAGCGCUUGAAGUUCAUCAAUUUUGGCCCCUCGUAGAAAUAAAGUGUUCACCAGACUUAAAAUUCUUUCUAUGCUUGAUGUAUGCUCCGAAGUGCGAGUCGCAUAAAGUCACGACGACCGAAUUCCCUCCGUGCCGAUCACUCUGUGAAAGAGCAAGAAAAGGAUGUGCCCAUCUAAUGCGUCAGUAUGGCUUCUCGUGGCCUGAGAGAUUCAGAUGCGAGAACUUUCCCCAAAAUUCGGGGCAAAACAAGACCUGUUUCUAUCCUAACGGAACAGAAACGACCCAAGCGUCCACAACGCUGGCAGUGUCUCCAUCUGAUAAAAUAUCUAACAAAUUGAGAAGGAAAUGCGAAAUUAUUAAGAUUUCUAUGUGUAAAAACAUAGGAUAUAAUUUAACCUAUAUGCCAAACAUGUUCAGCCAUCACAAUCAAGCAGAAACAGCUCUUGAAACUCAUAAAUUCUGGUUGUUAGUGAAAGUGAAUUGCUCUCCAGACCUGAGAAAUUUUUUAUGCCACAUUUAUGUGCCCAAGUGCGAACCGCAUAUAAAGAACGAAUUACUUCCGUGUCGACGAUUAUGUAAAAAAGUAAGGAAAGACUGUGCCUCGUUCAUGCAUCAGCAUAAUCUUGACUGGCCCAAGCAGAUGAACUGCGAGAACUUUCCAGAAUUCGGGGAUGACAAGACAUGUUUGGAU